Colletotrichum truncatum is the source of this 930-nucleotide messenger RNA. RefSeq lists its product as uncharacterized. Lineage: Eukaryota; Fungi; Ascomycota; Sordariomycetes; Glomerellales; Glomerellaceae. The record is from RefSeq and is a predicted model, not a curated record.
AUGCAACCAUUUAAGCUUGCUCUUUCAAACAAUGGCUCGGUUACCGGUCUACAUUCGAUUCCACCAAAGUCGACUUUAUCAGCGAGUCCUCGUCCCCUCAUCGUAGGGCUUCAUGGUGGAGGCUAUGACAGUCAAUACUUUGAUGCUACUGAAGAGCACUCCGCAGCCGUUAUGAGUGUGUCGCUGAACGUCCCCUUCAUUUCAAUCGACCGACCAUCAUACGACGGAACCAGCUCUAUUCUUCCUGUUCCGGAAGGUUCAGAUUUCAAUCAAGAAACCGGUAUCUGGCUGCACCGAUACAUUCUCCCUAAGCUUUGGUCUGAAUAUGUCAUUCCUAAUGAUUGCAACUCAAUUGUUCUCUUAUGCCACAGUUUAGGAGUCAUGGGUGGCGUCGUAGCGGCAUCACUCCAUGCGCAAGAUGAACAAGCGGCAUACCCACUAGGAGGCUUGAUAGCCAGUGGCAUGGGUCAAACACAGUCGCUGUUUAUGAAAGAUACUCCUCCCAGUUUUGAGUCCGUGGACCAAAACUACGCUAGACUUCCUCCAAGCGCAAAGGAUUCCGUCAUGUUCAAGCCGAAUACAGUAGCACCAGAAGUUCUAGCACAAACAGAACGAUUAGAUGCUCCUAUGCCAAUAGCUGAAGCUGCCUUUUUUCCGCAGGUGUGGCUCCCGAAUUGGAAGCAGAAGUGGGCAGCACACGUCGUUGUGCCGGUCAUGUUUACACUCGUAGAUAAUGAUCCUUUUUUUGAGGUGAACGAGGCAGAGCUAGAAGGCUGUGCCAGAGCAUUCAAUAGCAGCAUCCGGGUUGAUACCAGCAUUGCCAAAGGAGCGCCGCAUUGCAUGGAGUUAAGUUAUUUGUCACAUGGAUGGUAUGCUCGUUCUUUCGGGUUUGCAUUAGAAUGUGCUGCAGAAUUAAGAUUUUCCGCAUGA